UCACCCAUUCUCGUACUUAACUUCACAGCACGGCAACAAAAUGCUGCAUUUUCGCCGUAAUUUUUGCACAGCAAUUAAAAACAAGCUAAAAGACGAUGCCUCGACAAAAGCGCCUCACAAAUUCAUCUCGCACAUCCCGCUUUUCGACUUGGAAAAGGCCUCGUACCAAACGGCGCUUCGUCACAGCCUGAAACAUCGCUGCAGCAAAUUCGAUUUCGACCAGAUAAAAAUGCAGCACGACUUAUUGCUCGACAUCGAACGCAUUAUGGCGAAUUUGGAAGCUGCCAAGAAGGAAGUCAACAAAAAAUUCAACGAAGCUGAGACGAAGGAAAUUCUGGAAAAGUGUCAGUACGAGGGAAAAUUGAUCCGUGAAGACAUCCGAAGCUUGAAAGAAGUUCUCGUUUCGCUGCGGGAAGAAGUAAAUUUAAUUUCGCAAAAAUUACCGAAUUUUUUGCAUGAAAAAGUGCCGUUGGGCGAUGAAAAAGACAUUUUUUACGAGCAACCCGGGACUUUUAUGAAACAAGGAACGACAGAAACGCAGCGAAAUUCCUUCCCAAAUUGCACUUUUAGUACGGAAAAAGACGCGUGGCUCGAUUUAAUUCUCGAUGAAAGCUGUCGAACUUUUGACGCAAGAAAAUUUCGUUCAAACAUCAAAUCCGGACUUUUUAAGGAAUUUUGUGACACGCGCAGGAGGAAUUUCGCCGAAGAAAAUUGCGCCGUGUACGAAGAAGACUUGCACGUCGAAGAUCAAUUCCUGAAACUCGUCGGCGGAGGAUCUUUCGCCUCAUUUUUGCCAUACAUCACAAAAUUAUCGCUCUUUUCCUCAGCUUUGCCCUUGAAAUUAGUGACUAUGGGACGCGAAUAUGGCGCUUUUGAUGAUCCUCAAGCAGGUCGAAUGCCAAGUCAAGCUCAAACAGUGUCAAUUUUCGAAGCAAACAAGACGGAAAAUGACUCUUUGGACCGAAUUGACGCCCUUUGUGACAUUUACAAGAAUUAUUACUCAACUUACGGGCAAAGUUUCCGUUUUAAUUACGCCCCAGCGAAAGAUCUGACACCUUCGGAGGCAUUGCGCAUCGAUGUCGAAGUCGAAUCCGCAUACACGAAUGAAUUUGUGACCGUUGCGAACAUCAGAUAUUUCGGAAAUUACAUCAGCAAAAGGACUUUAUUCAAUUUCCGGCAGGAAAAUAGCAAAAAAAUCGCAUUUCCUUACAUGAUUGGCGGCACUUUUUUGCAUAUGCCGAAAUUGUUGAGUGUUGUGAACACAGAUACCAUUGAAAUUGACUCAUAUUUUACGCAGUAAAUAGGUGAUAUAAUAAAAAUUGCAAAAAAGUUUAUUGUUGACACUAAA
Molecule: messenger RNA, 1348 nt
Organism: Culicoides brevitarsis
Lineage: Eukaryota; Metazoa; Arthropoda; Insecta; Diptera; Ceratopogonidae
Gene: Slimp
Product: serine--tRNA synthetase-like protein Slimp
Biological process (GO): seryl-tRNA aminoacylation
Cellular component (GO): mitochondrion
Molecular function (GO): tRNA binding; ATP binding; serine-tRNA ligase activity
Source: RefSeq, a predicted model, not a curated record